AUGCAAGUCAUACGUCCAGUCAUACGAAACUUACCAACUCGAGAGAUAGCUCGGAAGAUCAAUGCGACUCGUCUGGGACCAGCGGUCGGAUGUAGCUAUUGGCGAUAUCGAACAUUCGCUACGCGACCUCAACAUGAUGAACAGAAGGAAGAGAUAGAUGAUGGGGAUUUAUUUGGAGAUAGUGGAGAUGGCACUUCCCAUUCAGUAAGGAAUGUCGAUCAAGAAGAUCCGAAUCCGGAUCUCGUAGACUUUGAAGAAAGUAUUACUGGACCCUCUUAUCAAGUCAAAGACACCUCUUCCAGUAAAGAUCAACUUCUUCAUCGACCGAAAUUACCAACUUCGAUCAAAAGACUGAAUCGGAUCUUGUCAAGACAGAGAGCGGUUGAGAUCCCAGAACAUGAAUUGGAUGAGAAGUUCGUGCGAGGCAGGGGACCCGGCGGUCAAGCAAUAAACAAAACCAAUUCUUCCGUUUCCCUGACCCAUAUCCCAACCGGUAUAAGAAUUCAAGCGCAACCUACAAGAUCAAGAGAAGAGAAUCGUAAAGUGGCUCGUAAAAUCCUCGGUGAACGUCUAGAAGUACUUAGGACAACGGGUCAAUUACCAGGAUACGACAUAGCAGGAGUAGUAGUGGAUAUACCUCAAGAUGAGGGGUUGAUGAGAAGUAAGAAAGAGACAAAGAAAUUUGAAGAAAAGGUAUUGAGUGGUGCGUAUACGAAAAAAGAGGUUAAAGAGGAGAAAUUGAGGAUUAGGAAAUUGAACAAGAAGAAAAAGGCGAAAAGGAAAUAUGGUAAGAAAGGUGAAGGCGAGGUUGAAGGUGAAGAAGAGUCGGAUUUGGGUAUUGAUGGUGAAGGAGGAGUGGUUGAUGUUGCGAACGAUAGUACAAGGGUAUAA
Molecule: messenger RNA, 891 nt
Organism: Kwoniella botswanensis
Lineage: Eukaryota; Fungi; Basidiomycota; Tremellomycetes; Tremellales; Cryptococcaceae
Exons: 3
Coding region: 1-891 (296 amino acids)
Biological process (GO): translational termination
Cellular component (GO): mitochondrion
Molecular function (GO): translation release factor activity
Source: RefSeq, a predicted model, not a curated record